UUGAAGACAGCGAGGAGGGCUGCGAGGUGAACGGCCGGGUCUAUCGAGACGGGGAGGUUUUCCAGCCCAGCUGCAAACUCCAGUGCCGCUGCCUGGACGGGGGCUUCACCUGCGUCCCACUCUGCCAGGAGGACGUCCGGCUGCCCACCCCGGACUGCCUCUACCCGCGGCGCGUGGAGGUCCCGGGAAAGUGCUGCCCAGAGUGGAUCUGUGAGGCCCGGGACGCUCAUCUCCUUCGGGAUGCUGGGGCAGGUAAGCUGCAGGACAUGCCAGUGAGGAGAUGCCCAUCCCCCGGGGCAGCGUCCCCGCCGCUGCCGUACCCCUGCCAGGAGUGGGGCACCGAGUGGAGCGCCUGCUCGGCCACCUGCGGCGUGGGCUUUUCUACCCGCGUCUCCAACCAGAACCGCUACUGCAGGCUGGAGACUCAGAGGCGGCUCUGCAUGGCCAGACCCUGCCCGGCUCUGCCGGCAGCAUCCCCGGCG
Molecule: messenger RNA, 482 nt
Organism: Phaethon lepturus (White-tailed tropicbird)
Lineage: Eukaryota; Metazoa; Chordata; Aves; Phaethontiformes; Phaethontidae
Gene: CCN5
Product: WNT1 inducible signaling pathway protein 2
Exons: 2
Biological process (GO): cell adhesion; signal transduction
Cellular component (GO): extracellular matrix
Molecular function (GO): integrin binding; heparin binding
Source: RefSeq, a predicted model, not a curated record